UGAGCCAUUUGGACUGGUCGCAACCGCUUAAUUUGGCAGGCCAGACCUGUUCACGUCUACCCGCGUAAGCUUUUUUCGAAAUCUACCUUCUAAUCUCGGAAUCGCUAAUGACAAGAAAUAGCUCAUUCGAACUGAUCAUUCGACAACAGCCGGUGCGAUCUCGUAUGUGUGGCGUUGGAGAACGAGUUGAUCGGAGACCCAUUGAUCCCCCUCCAAUCGUACAGUUGAAGCUGAUUGGGCAAACGAACGAUGAAACGUGAGUUGUUCAUACUGGAGUGCGACGUUUGGCACCAUUAUCCGGUUCAAUCGUGUUUUGUUUUUACUUACCUUUCCUUUAGUUUGCAGAAUCUCUCUCCUUACAUAUUUAUGACGGCUGUACUCGUACCUGCUGGAGACGAAACGGACGAACCGCCGCGAAUUGACUUUCACAGCAAACUGACGAUAGGAAGAACAGUCUCAUCGCUAUACUUGCUACGUGACCUUGAUGACACGGAAGGAGCCUUUUUCGCGUUUUCCGAUAUCUCAGUUCGCGUUGAUGGUUACUAUCGCUUGCGAAUGUGCCUUUUUGAGAUAGUGGAAUCCGGCGUUCAUUACCGACGAGGGGUGCUUACAGAUCCAUUCACAGUGUACUCUGCUAAGAAGUUUCCUGGAAUGCACUUGUCAUGUCCUCUUGCACGGCACUUCGCACAGCAGGGUUUGAAAAUUCGUAUACGCAAAGAAUCACGUAAGAGAGGCACAGGGAGCCGACGACAGUCG
Zychaea mexicana is the source of this 756-nucleotide messenger RNA. RefSeq names its product velvet factor-domain-containing protein. NCBI's taxonomy places the organism in Eukaryota, Fungi, Mucoromycota, Mucoromycetes, Mucorales, Lichtheimiaceae. The annotation marks the transcript as partial. The transcript has 4 exons. The record is from RefSeq and is a predicted model, not a curated record.